AUGGAAAACACGACCAAUGUCACGGAAUUUAUUUUUACUGGACUGUGGGAAAAUAAGCAAAUUGAACUGCUGUUCUUUUUCUUCUUCCUGCUGUGUUACCUGGCUGUCUUGAUGGGAAAUAUCGUCGUCUUACUGACAAUCAUUUGCAGUCACCUAAUCCAACAACCAAUGUAUUAUUUUCUCUGUCACCUCUCCCUCAUGGACCUCAGCUAUACUUCCAGUGUGGUCCCCAGGCUGAUCAGGGACUUAGCUGCCACAAGAAAAAUCAUUUCCUAUGGUGGCUGUAUGACCCAGCUCUUCACUCUCCACUUGCUGGCUGGGGUUGAAGUCUUCAUCUUGGUGUCCAUGGCGUUUGACCGCUAUGCAGCUAUUGUCAAGCCCUUGCACUACAUGAUCAUUAUGAGCAGGCAGAGGUGUAACAUGUUGAUCUUUAUGGCCUGGGUUUUGGGUUUCUGGCACUCCGUCGCUCUGCUAUUGACAUUACUCAGUUUACCUUUCUGUGGUCCGAAUCACAUAGAUCACUACCUAUGUGAUGUGAAACCUCUUUUGAAGCUGGUGUGCAGAGAUAUUCGCGUUAUUAACAUCUUAAUGAUUGCAAACUCGGGGAUAGUGUCGAUCGUUGUUUUUCUCGUCCUCGUGGCUUCUUACAUAGUCAUAUUAUAUCAUCUAAGGAACCACUCUUCGGCGGGGCGCCGCAAAGCUCUCUCAACCUGCAGUUCCCAUGUAAUGGUGGUAGUUCUCUUCUUUGUCCCGUGUAUCUAUGUGUAUGUUCUACCUGCAGGAGGAGAGAACAUGGAUAAAGAAAUCUCCGUGUUUUACACUGUGAUUUCCCCUAUGCUGAAUCCUCUCAUCUACACCCUGAGAAAUGUGGAGAUGAAAGUCGCCAUUCAGAAGGUUUGGUCGAAGAUAACACACACUGAAUUAAAGUAA
Sorex araneus (European shrew) is the source of this 930-nucleotide messenger RNA. RefSeq names its product olfactory receptor 4P4-like. Gene Ontology annotation, biological process: G protein-coupled receptor signaling pathway. The record is from RefSeq and is a predicted model, not a curated record. The coding region runs from base 1 to 930 and encodes 309 amino acids. Lineage: Eukaryota; Metazoa; Chordata; Mammalia; Eulipotyphla; Soricidae. Gene Ontology annotation, molecular function: olfactory receptor activity; G protein-coupled receptor activity. Gene Ontology annotation, cellular component: membrane. The transcript has a single exon.